GUAAGUAAAGCAAUGACUAUAUUGUUUUAUUCGUAUCGCAAUAUGAGUUCUGUCGCCUAUCUGAACGGCCACGUCUACACGGUCAACCCUCGUCAGCCUUGGGCUGAAGCUUUCAUUGUCGAUGAGUUGGCCGGAACCUUCACUGCCGUGGGCAACACUCAGGAAAUCCGUGGCAUAGCUCGAGAAAACGGGAUUAUCACCUACGACCUUCGAGGCGUCUUUGUAAUGCCUGGGAUCCACGAUGCGCAUACCCACUUACUGGCGGCCGCAAUGCAGAAACUGAACGAAGCUGCCAUUUCGCCAGACUCAAACGAUCACACACUGGCCACUAAUCUCAAAAAUGCGGAAUGUCUUUGUUCCUACGCCCAUGUGUUUGGAGAUUGGUUGGUUGCCAAUUUUUACGCACCAGAUAGAUUCCCUGAUGGACAGCCGGACCGGAAGUAUCUUGACGAGGUCUUUCCUGAUCGGCCUGUCCUGAUCCGCGAGACUACAUGUCAUAGCAUCCUACUGAACACGAAAGGCUUGGAAAGGGUAGGCUACGACCUUGACAACCCCACUGAUCCACACGCGGGCGCUUUCAUCCGACGCAAGGGGACGAUGGAACCUACUGGAGAACUUGUCGAAGCAGCAACAGAAAAGGCCUGGGUUACCAUUCCUCUCCCGUCUUUACAUCAUGCUAAAAAGGCCAUAUUAUAUGGAAUCCACAUCUCUCAUCCAUACGGCAUAACCUUAUGUCAGGAGGUCUCGGCAAAUAGCGUGUAUCUCCACGCUCUCAGGUAA
This is a messenger RNA of Aspergillus nomiae NRRL 13137, 780 nucleotides long. RefSeq lists its product as uncharacterized. NCBI's taxonomy places the organism in Eukaryota, Fungi, Ascomycota, Eurotiomycetes, Eurotiales, Aspergillaceae. The record is from RefSeq and is a predicted model, not a curated record. Bases 13 to 780 code for a protein of 255 amino acids. The transcript is spliced from 2 exons. Gene Ontology annotation, molecular function: hydrolase activity, acting on carbon-nitrogen (but not peptide) bonds.